AUGCUUCUAAAAAAUACAUUUUCACCAAAGUGUUUGCAAUGUGUACAUUUGAACGUAGCAGUUCCAUUUAAAAACAAGAAAAAUAAAUUUUUAAUAAUAAGAAGUUACAAUAUUUUUGAUAAACUACAUGAAAAAGAAAAAAUAUAUACAUAUUUAUCAUUUUUAGAAGAUAAUACGAAAAAAAAAAACAAUGAAAUUUUUAACAUUUUAAAAAACAAUAAACACAAUAAAAGUAUAGAAAACAAUGUAGAAAAAGAAACAGAAAGUAAAUACAGAUAUAUAGAUAAUAAUACUGUAGAAACAUAUCCAUCUAAUUCCAUUAGUAACAAAAUAUAUAAAGGAAGAGAUUAUAAUAUUAAUAUAGAUGAAAAUGAAGAAAUAAUAGAAAAGGAAAGAAUAGAAGAUGUCGAAGAAGAGGAAGAUGAAGAUGGAAAUUUAGAAAGUGUAGAAGAAGAGGAAGAUGAAAUAAAAGGGGAUGAAGAAUUUGAAGAUGAUAUUGACACUUUAUUAUUCACUAAUAAUCUAAACUCAAGUUUAAUUGGUGAACUAUGGCAUUCUUCUGCCAAUAGUGUAUAUAGAAGUAAAGAAACUAUGAAAAAUAUAAAUGUUACAAAAAAAAUUAAAAAUCGCCAUGAUGUAUGUAACUACAGUGAUCAAACUAAUAAAAAUAUACUAAAAGAUACAAAUUUUAAAAGAGAAAACUCUGUUAAUGAAAAUACUAAAUAUGAAAUUAACAGUGAUUUAGAAAUUCAAGUUAAUAAUGAAAUAAAAAUUAAAAAUGAAAAUAAAGAUAAUAAUGAAUUUAAUUUAACAAAAGAUGAUAAUUCCAAAAGAAAUGACACAAAAGUUAAUUCAUUUAUUAGCGAAUUAUAUAAAGAAGAAAAAAAUGUACUUGAAAAAAUGAAGGAAUUUUUUGAAAAAAAUGAAGAAAAAUUUAUGAAAUUUAGAAAUUCGCUUUUAUGCAAAUUAAAAAUAUCAGAAGAGAUGGCAAAAAAAUAUAAGCAUUCAAGUAAGGAAACGAGUAUAUUUCAAAAUCAGAAAAACAAGGAAGAUUAUUAUAAAAAUUUAAUUAAUUCUUUAAAUUAUACAGACAAUAAACAUAAUUAUAAAAAAAAAAAAAAAAAUGUGAACUAUGAUAAUAUUGAAACAAUAAAAAUACUAGAUAUUGAUAGUUUACCAUGUAAUGUGUUAAAUCAUUUAUUUGCAUAUAAAAUUGUUAAAAAUUGUAGUGCAGAAUUAUGUUUAAAAAUAAUUAGUAGAAUUGGAAUGUACAGAGAUAAAUAUUCUCAAGUAUCGUAUGAAAACAUGAUUAAUUAUUUAGGUCAAAUAAUAAAUAACGAUAAAAAUGCAGAAAUAAUUGCAUUGUUUUCAAGAUGUUAUGAAACAGUAAGUAUUCCAUUUCUAGUUAAUUAUGUAAGAAAAUACGGUAGUUUUUCAAGAUCUUUUAUUGUUAGUAUGUAUGAUAAAUAUUUUAAAAAAAGAUUAUUUGAUUUUGUUAGAUAUGAAAAUAAUUUGGGUAUAAGAAAAAUACCAAAUAUAUUAACUCACCCAUAUCACUUAUCAUCUUAUAUUAAAUUAUUAGGUGAGUGUUCAGCUAAAAAAGAUAUGUAUAUACAACUUAAAAUAAGAGGAUAUAUUCCAAAUUCUUCAAAUUUUUAUGACGAAAAAAAUAUGGACGAGAUGAAUUAUUUUAUGAAUCACGAAAAAGAAAAAACAAAAAAAAUAAAUAUAGAUGUAAAUAAAAAGAAAUCUUCCAAGUAUAUUGAAAGACCAAAAAUGUAUGAUGUUAUUUUAUCUUCAGAAUAUUCUGGUGUCCCCAUUGAGCACUUUAUUGAGAAAACAGAAAAUGAAAAAGAAACUUUAGGAAAUUUUAACAAUUUUAUAGAAUCAGAUAACAGUUAUUCAUUAAAUGAUCAGGUGUUAUCUGCAACAAAAUUAGAGAAAAGAGAAAAUGUAGAUAAAAGAAAGGAACAUAUAAAAGAUAAGCAAAAAAAAAUCGAAGUAGAGGAAGAAGAUGAAAUGAAGUAUAAAGAAAAUAUUAAUAGCCAAAAUAAAAUAAAAAUGCAGAAAAAUAUUGAGGAAGAGAAUUAUAUAGGUAGUAACAAACCUAAAAAUGAUGAUAUUACAAAUGAAUAUAAUACAUUAAAAACUACAUAUUGCACUAACAAUAAUGAGAGAGAAGAAGGUAAUAAGAAUACAGAUUUUAUUCUUGAUGAAGAUUGUGAUAUUUAUUUAUAUAAAGGAUUCAAUAAGUUAAAUAAGUCAUCCUUUAAAUUACAAACAACUUUAGUAAAAUCAGAAAAUGACAAAAAUAAAAAUGAUUUAGUUCCAUAUUCAAACAACAAUGAACAUUUUGAAGAAAUAGAAAAGAAUGAUGAAUCGUUAUGGGAAUUACCAUGGAAAACUAAAAAAAAAAAUUCUUUUUUUUUUAAAGGACGAUUUUUUAAAAUUUUACCAGAUAAAGGGUGGUCUGAAAUUAAAGAUAUAUCGAAAAAAUAUAUAAGACCAAAAAGAAAAAGAACAAAACAUUUUGUUAGAAGAAAAAGAAUUUUACAAAAAAAAAUUAAAAUUAAUUUAUUUAAAAAAAAAAUUUUAGAAAAUUAUAAUAAAAGUAAAAAUAAAUAA
Messenger RNA from Plasmodium gallinaceum, 2625 nucleotides. RefSeq names its product conserved Plasmodium protein, unknown function. The transcript has a single exon. NCBI's taxonomy places the organism in Eukaryota, Apicomplexa, Aconoidasida, Haemosporida, Plasmodiidae. The record is from RefSeq and is a predicted model, not a curated record. The coding region runs from base 1 to 2625 and encodes 874 amino acids.